AUGGCUGAUAAGGAUGAUUCUAUAGCUAACUUUGUCAACGUAAAUCGUCGUUUAUGGAAUGACAAAGUUGAUUAUCAUGUUGUAUCACCAAUGUAUAAUGUCGCUGGUUUUCUUGCUGGUGCUAAUUCAUUAAAUAAAAUUGAAAGUGAUUUAUUAGGUAACAUACAAGGUCAACGUAUUCUUCAUUUACAAUGUCAUUUUGGACUUGAUUCACUUUCGCUUGUUCGAUGUGGUGCACAACAUGUUACUGGAGUUGAUUUAUCCGAUCAAGCUAUUGACAAAGCUCGAGAAUUAGCUGAAACUCUUAAUCUUACAACAUCGACAAGAUUUAUCUGUUGUAAUAUCUAUGACUUGCAAGAACAUUUAUCAUGUGAUCAAGAUGAACUAUUUGAUAUUGUUUUCACUUCUUAUGGUGUUACUGCUUGGUUACCUGAUAUUAAUAAGUGGGCAUCUUUAAUUUCUCGAUAUUUGAAACCAAAUGGUAUUUUUAUUAUAGUAGAAUUUCAUCCUGUUCUAUGGAUGUUUGAUGAUAUGUUUUCACGUAUUGAAGAAUCAUAUUUUAAUCAGAAAGUGAUCAUUAGUCAAUGUAAUGGUUCUUAUGCUGAUCGUAAUGCUCCAAUAUCGAAUUCAAGUGUUGAAUGGAAUCAUAGUCUUAGUGAAAUUGUUCAAGCACUUAUUGAUCAUGAUCUUCGAAUUAAUGUUCUACAAGAAUUCGAUUAUUCACCAUAUGAUUGUUUUCUAAAUACUGUUAAAACAGAUGACGGAUUUUAUCGAAUUAAAGGUUUGGAAAAGAAAUUACCUAUGAUAUAUGCUAUCAAAGCUACUAAAUCUGUUUAA
Rotaria sp. Silwood1 is the source of this 837-nucleotide messenger RNA. The record is from the annotation of a GenBank genome assembly. NCBI's taxonomy places the organism in Eukaryota, Metazoa, Rotifera, Eurotatoria, Philodinida, Philodinidae.